AUGCGACGACACUGCUGGGUGAUAGUGCUGGCGGGGAUGUUGUCGUACUUGAACCCGGAGAGAGCCCUUGGAGCCCCGCAGAGAGAAGGUGAGUGGUGUCGGAGGGAUGGAAUGAUAUUGACGCUGGGAGAAAGAAGCGAGGGGGGUAGGAGAGGGGAUAGAUGAGAGGGUUAUAAAUAGGUAUUGGGAAAUAUUACGGCCGAACCACACUGACACAGCCUCAUAACAAUAAUACGAAAUAUUUUAUAUUUCUUGGCUGAUAUGAUUAGGCUAUGGUAGGCUAUAUGCCUUUAUAACACUGGGAUGAAGUCAAAAAGACAAUGGCCACAUUAUUAUCAUCAAGUAGCCUGGAGAACUCGGUAGGAUCUGCGACCCUAUUUCGGUGAUAUUUAUCAAUAGCAUCGAUGGCAUGUGAAAACGGGAAUUCGACCAAUGAAUAUUAAAUUAAUCGCCACUGUAUCAUUCAUGUGUAUAUCAAACCUAUAUAAGACCACUUGGGUUUAAUGAUUAAAAUUAGCAUCUUUGAAUUUCCAUUUGAAAUCCACAAGAUCCGUUUUAUUUUGUCCCCCUUUUAUUAGGCAUCGCAGAGUGUUUUGUUUGUGUAUUGUAGUUUGCAGUCAUGGUGUUCUGGUGUAUUGUUUUGAUAAGAGCUAUUCACUGGAGCUGGUGGAAUAGGCCCCGGCUAUGUGUACCUAUUUAUAUGCAGUGUCUGUCUGGACAGCUGUCUAGGGAUAGAAGAAUAGAAUUACCCAGGAAUUGUGCACCUAUACUGCCGAUGGGUAGGCUACAUAAAAUAUUAUUGUGUUCUACAUAGACUCAUGUAAAAUAAUUUCAUAUAGGCCAACAUGUUUUUCCUAUUUUAACAGUUUCCAAUGUAAUUCUACCACCAGGCCAUAGGCUUGCAUAACCUGCAGUCCAGUACAUAAGUCAAGGAAAUUAUUACACGUUUAUGAUGAGCCAAUAAUGAAUGAAUCUUUCUCUAAAAUUCAUACUCAUGGCUUUUAGCAGCUUUUCUGACUUAUACUUUACAUGUCACUCUUGAAUUUGUUAGAAUAACAUAGACCAUGAUGUUUUUAGGCCUUCAUAGAGGUCUGAGGGUUUUUCUCAGAAAACAGCCAUUGGAGGAUGGAAUCAUACAACAUAUAAUUUAUGAGCUGAACACAUCCUUAAUGCUAAUUAUAAUGUUCAAACAUGUUAUUUAUAAAGCAGUGGUCAAAGCGCUUCAUAAAUGCAUUUUUUAGGGUAACUUGCAUUUCCCACUCAUGAAUGACCUCAUGAAAAUAUUCCAUUGAUCAGAAAAGCCUAUUUGUGAUUGGAUUCCCUUUCAGUGUGUUAUUGGACAUCCCUGUAAGAUUUGUGUACUCUCUAGAGUGAGAGGCAGAGGAGAGGAUGUGCCAAAAUUGUUAAUCACAGUUAGGCUUACACAUUGAUCUACCAACAGGGUAAACAUCAAUUAAAGCCUUUUGUUUUGACUAUUAUUGGACUGUUGAUGCAUCUUCACGCCAUGCUUUCAGGAAUCAAUGAUCUCAUAAAAUGGAUGGGGAGACGUACAUUUGGUUUUGCAUUAUUCAUUACUGUGUCGUAAUAGUGAGUCAAUAUCUAGAAGUAGUGACGAAUACGGGGCAUGAUCGAAUAGGAUGAUGAGGGGAAAACAGAGUAGUUCUGGUACUUGUGUUUUCAGGUACCAAUGACACUGAAAAUGCUCAAAUUGUGGUUGAUAUUCAUAAGUACUGUUCUGGAUUGACACUUGACCUGCAAGUGUAUUGACAAGUACGUGUACUCAGAGGUUUACCUUUGGGAGUUUGAGAAGUGUUUUUGUAAAAUUGUAGAUGGGGAAAAACAAAUAAUAUUGGCAACAAGUUCAUCUAGAAAUAUGCAUAUUUCUCAAUAAUUUCUGUUACGUUUUUAAUUGUAACGAUGCUGGUUUUGAUUUGAGGGUUUAAACUUUAAAGGUACAACAAACAAGUAAGUAGUUCACUGUUGUGAAGGGUUUUUAACCACCCUGCCCUCCCCCUUCUCUUUUUCACAGAUGGUUCGCUCCUCACAAACGGCCAAGUUGAGGUACAAAAAAAAACUAAAAAACGCCCCAACCUCCUCCUUCUCACCUAGGUAGCCUACCUCCCUGAUUUGAGUGAUUAUUUUCCAAUUUUCCAACCCUGGCCCCGGUAUCAAUUUCCCCAAAAUGACAACGCCACCCCUCCCUUCUUUUCAACUGUGUUUCCUGGAAGGAAUGUUGUUUUUUGGUACCCCCUCCCUCCUCCCCCUUCUUUCCUAACCGGAAUGGUAGACUUCCCUGAUUUUAACUUGAAUUCCGAUCUUUCCUCUCUUUUAUUGAUUCCGAAGAUGGUUUCCUGACUUUCCUCCAAAGUUAAUUUCCUUUUCCUGCUUCUCCCAAAACCCCAAUGACAGUUGUUCAUUGGGGAUCCUCCGCUUUGUCUCAAACUUAACUCGAUUGAAACAAUUCCAAUGGUUUUCCUCCUCAAUCUCAAUAUGUAACAAUGACUUUGACCCUUUUCAACCCAAUUCUCUGAAGCCUCUCUUUCCCCCACUCACUCAUCCACUCACCAGCACUCCAACCUAACAACUGUGUGUUUCCUUCAGGAAGUAUUAUCUGACCAAUUAACCGUAUUAACCUUUUCCUCUGCUCCUUUUCUCUCCUGCCAUAUCUCAGUCUCUCAAUCCAGGGCUGCGUCUCUCUCUUCUCCGCCCUACGUCAUCAUUCUCAUCUCUUGCUCGGGGCUCGUCUCCUUUGUUUUACUGCUCCUCACCUGUCUGUGCUGUAAGAAGGGAGGAGUGGGAUUCAAUGUAAGUCUCCAUCAUGUAAGAGACUUAUUCACACGUCUUGUCUAUUGUGUUGCACUGUCUUGCAUGCAUGUUGUGUAGAUCGAUGGAUAUAGGGUUCAUAUCACACCCUUAGGGAAACCGUAAACAUUGAGGGCUGUAACAUUGUUAUAGCGUAUGGGAAUGUCCUAAUUUGUCAUGGAAGGGCCCAGCACCACAGGGACAGUGGGCAUCCCCGUCAUUCAAACCCUUUAUGGAUCUAUUGUCUUUGAAUGUGUGAUCUUUAGAUGGUUCAUUGGUUCUUUGGCUGCAUGUGCGGCACCACAUUUUACCACAAGUAUUACAGAUGUUGCAUGAGCCAGAAAGCUUAGGGUCUGUUUACAUUUAAUAGAUUUAAAAAGGGACUAUAAAGGUGUCCUCAUUAUAAAUCCAGAUAGGUAUUUCUUUUCAGCCAGCACACUGGGUGCAUCUCAAUUAUCUAAAGUCGCUCCCCUCCUUCAUCUAAACUGAUGUGAAAACACAGGCAACAAGGGGAAAGUAAUAUGGUGUCUUCCCACCAGUUAUUUGUUUACACUUGCCCAAUUUCUUUAGAAACGUAAACCACUUUAGACUAUUGACACACACCCACUAGAAAAGCGGUCACCAACCCUCAUCCUGGAGAGCUUUGGGUGUGUAGGCUUUUGUUCCAGGACAGGCCAGAACCAACACACCUGAUUCAACUAAUCAACUACAGUAAUCAGCAAGAGUUUGAUAAACUGAAUCAGGUGUGUUGGUGCUGGGCUGGAACAAAAACCUGUAAACCCUGUAUCUCCUGGGACCAGGCUUGGUGAUUACUGCUUUUCAAACUUACAAUAUCUCUAAAGCUUCCACGCUUCCUCUGUUCUUUCCUGUCCAAUCAGGAGUUUGACAAUGCAGAGGGGGAGGAGUGUUCUGGGGGUUCUAGCCCCGUCCAGGAGGACAGUCUGUCUUCUUGCCCCUCCCUCCCGGAGGUCUACACCCUCCCACUCAGGGACAGGGCUAACUGCCCUGCCCUGCAGGAUGGCUCAGGUAACUAAGGCCCACUCUCUGUAGCUGGAGCUGAUGGCAGUAAAUAACACAUUAAUAUUACGAGCAUGAUGAAUAUCAGAAAGCCCCAAAUAAUGUGUCUUUCUCUUUCCAUCUCCUCUCUAUUCUGUCUCUAAAGACUCUAAGUCGAAGAACUUCCGUAGGCACACUCUCAACUACCUUCAGGAAAUAGGAAAUGGCUGGUUUGGAAAGGUGAGAUCACCAUCCCUACCUCCACCCUCAGUUGUGACGUCAUCAUGUAAUGGUGGUAGCUGGAUCUGGCAGUUCUUCCAAAUGUCUCUCAACCCCAUGUUUCCUCUAAAAGACACAUCCUUUUAACAGCUUCUCAGUAAAUCUAAUGUUGGCUUCCUACCAGUUCUCAUCAGUUAUAUCUUUCUUCCUACACCACUAUAUUUCUGAUCCCCCCCCCCCCCCCCCUCUCUCUCCCUCUCCCUCUCUCUCUCUCCCUCGCUCUCCUUCCUUCUCCUCUCUUUCCCUCCUCUCCCCCGUCCCACAUCUCUCUUUCUCCUUCCAUCUCUCUCCCCCUUCCUCUCUCUCUUUCCACUCCUCUCUCUCCUCCUCCUCUCUCUCUUCUCUCUCCCCUCUUCCCAUCUCUCUCUUCUCUCUUCCUCCUUCUCCUCCCUCCCUCUCUUCUCCUCUCUCUCUCUCUCUCUCUCUCUCUCUCUCUCUCUCUCUCUCUCUCUCUCCUCUCCUCUCCUUCCUCCUCUCUCUCCUCCUUCCUUCCUUCCUUCCUUCCUUCCUUCCUUCCUUCCUUCCUUCCUUCCUUCCUUCCUUCCUUCCUUCCUUCCUCCUUCCUUCCUUCCUUCCUUCCUUCCUUCCUUCCUUCCUUCCUUCCUUCCUUCCUUCCUUCCUUCCUUCCUUCCUUCCCUCCCUCCCUCCCUCCCUCCCUCCUUCCUCCCUCCCUCAGGUGAUCCUAGCGGAGGUGCUGUGUGACUGCAGCUCCUCCCAGGCCGUGGUGAAGGAGUUACGGGUCAGUGCCAGCCCUCUGGAGCAGAGGAAGUUCUUGGCUGAGUCUGAGCCAUACAGGUCAGAGAAACUGCCAUUUUGUGUCAUCAGACACUUUUAUUUAAGUUAUUUGUUUUUGUGGUUUCCUGAGUGUACAAAACAUUAGGAACACCUACCUAAUAUUGAGUUGCACCCCCUUUUGCCCUCAGAACAGCCUCAAGUCGGGGAAUGGACUCUACAAGGUGUCGCAAGCGUUCCACAGGGAUGCUGGGCCAUGUUGACUCCAAUGCUUGCCCACAGUUGUGUCAAGUUGACUGGAUGUCCUCUGGGUGGUGGACCAUUCUUGGUACACACAGGAAACUGUUGAGCGUGAAAAACCCAGCAACGUUGCAGUUCUUGACACACUCAAACCGGUGCACCUGGCACCUACUACCAUACCCCGUUCAAAGGCACUUACAUCCUUUGUCUUGCCCAUUCACCCUCUGAAUGGCACACAUACACAAUCCAUGUCUCAAGGCUUAAAAAUCCUUAUUUAACCUGUCUCCUCCCCUUCAUCUACACUGAUUGAAGUGGAUUUAACAAGUGACAUCAAUAAGGGAUCAUAGCUUUAACCUGGAUUCACCUGGUCAGUCUAUGUCAUGGAAAGAGCAGGUGUUCCUAAUGUUUUGUACACUCAGUGUAUAUAAAUCACAGUAACUUCACAGUUAACUCCCAACCUGUAUAUCACUCUGAUUGAUUUGGUGCUGUUUGAAAAAACAUCUACAUGGACCAAGUCACAUCAGUAGAUGUGUUUUAAUUGUUGUGUGUCAUAUUGAGAUGCUGGUAGUUAGAGACUGCAUGCUGCAUACAAGUGUUGCAAUGUUAGAACUGUAACUUGGAGUGACGGAUGUUGGUGGGUGACUACUGGUCUGACCUAUUUAUUAUGCUCAACUUAGAUUACAAUGACACUCUCAUACACACUUACAGUUGCCUCUUUCUCUGUCACAUAUGGAAACACAUGUUUCUCUUUCAUCUUUCUCUCUCACUCCUCCUCUCUCUAGCUCUGUCUGUUUUCUUUCGUCCUCUCCACUUUCUCACUAACACACCCACCUAAGUAAACACACACAAACAAAUGCGCCCAGAUGUUAUCCCCCUCUCUGCUCUUCCCUCGCUCACUUUAACUGCAUAUCCUCUGCUGCAUUGCCUCUCUCGGUUUCAUAAUCUUUCUCUCUCUCCCCUCUCUCUCUCCCCCCUCUCUCUCCCUCUCUAUUUUCUUGCCUUCAGGAGUCUCCAACAUCCCAACAUCCUUCAGUGUUUGGGCCAAUGCAGCGAGAGCAUUCCCUUCCUGCUGGUCAUGGAGUUCUGUCAGUUGGUGAGGGCCAUGUUGUUAUUACUACUAUUAUGGGAUGGAGAAGAAGAGGAGGGCCCACUGUAGAGGAGAUCCAAAGAGAGGCCAUUUUGUUUUGGAACGGAUACAUUUACUCCAUUCCUCUAGGAUUGUUUGGUCUCCUCAUUGUGUUUCAAUCAGAGACUGAUUGAUACCUGAGCAACCAGCUGAUUGGACUGUCUGGUGACUGGUCAAUAAAUGAUUCAAAUGGAUCAAUUAAGUGACAAACACCAGACUAUAGCUUCCGUACAUGGAAACAUAUGUUUGGUUAGUUUUCUUUUUCCCCAUCAAAUAACCAUGUAAAUACUUGGUGACGUUUCACACUUAGAUAUGCCUUUUGUAGUAUAAUGUUAUCCCAGCCAUAAUACUCAACACCUGCUGCCUCUGUUUGUUUGCUUUCAUUCUUGCUCUUUAAUCAAAGACUGAUUGAGACCUGAAAUCCCAAGUGAUUGGACUCUCUGGCCAAUCAAUGACUCAAACAGAUCAAUUAACGACCAGGGAGGGCAGUAAAACAAUACCGCAGCCCUUUACCAGAAGAACAUAUGCAAUAAAUCCUCUGUACAUUGAAACACAUAUCCCUUUAUCAUUUUAAGUAUCUUAUUCUCCUGUCCUACCACCAGUACAACCUCUCUCUCUAUAAUGAUAUUAACUCAUUACCAAUUCCCCUUCUGCUUUUGAGGACAUCCAGGUUCAGGAAAACACUUAGGAGAGGGUAUUUUUCCAGCAUAAAUGUACAAAUAUACUUGAUAUAUAAUAAAUAAUAUAAAAUAAUUGGUAAUUUAGCAGACGCUCUUAUCCAGAGCGACUUACAGGAGCAAUUAGGGUUAAGUGCCUUGCUCAAGGGCACAUCGACAGAUUUUUCACCUAGUCGGCUCGGGGAUUAGAACCAGCAACCUUUCGGUUACUGGCACAAUGCUCUUAACCACUAAGCUACCUGCCGCCCUUAUAUAUAGCUCGAUAUGAUAUAUAGCUCGAUAUGUCCGGUCAUAGUCAUAAACUAUGUUAAUUGUUCUUCUGAUUGGUUUAAGGAUCACAUACUGUACAUGAUAUUGGUAAUACUCAUUGAUCUUGUAAUAAAUGAAUUAUAUUUGUGAUAUGUUACCAGGGCGACCUGAAGAGGUACCUGAGAGCCCAGAGGAAGUCAGAUGGGAUGACCCCUGACCUUCUGACCCGGGAGAUGCUGACCCUGCAGAGGAUGGCGUUUGAGAUCACCUCAGGCCUGCUGCACCUCCACGAGAAUAACUACAUCCACAGGUCUGUGAGGUCAUAUCCUGGCUCCAUCUGGCUCCAGUGGGGUUCCAAUAGCUCCAGUGAUUGAUUGAUUGAUUGGCAAUUGAGUGAUUGAUAAUACAUGGAUUAUGAUUGUUUUCUCUCUCCAGUGAUCUGGCUUUGAGGAACUGUCUCCUUACCUCUGAUCUCACUGUCAGAAUCGGAGACUAUGGGCUGUCGCACAACCACUACAAGGUAUGUGUGUGUGUGUGUGUGUGUGUGUGUGUGUGUGUGUGCACAUGCAUGCACGCUUACCCAUGUACUUUGCUUGAACCACCACAAUCUGUAGACUAGUUAUACCACAUUAUAAACUGGGUGGUUCGAGCCCUGAAUGCUGAUUGGCUGACAGACCGGGUAUAUCAGAUCGUAUACCACAGGUAUGACAAAACAUUUGUUUUUACUGCUCUAAUUACGUUGGUAAUCAGUUUAUAAUAGCAAUAAGGCACCUUGGGGAUUUGUGGUAUAUGGAUAAUGGCUGUAUCCAGAACAGCCCUUAGCCGUGGUAUAUUGGCCAUAUACCACACCCCCUCGGGCCUUAUUGCUUAAUUAUACCAUGUUAUUGUUGAAUACUCGUUUCUAAUUGGCUUGAAGGGCAUUCUAGAGUGUGCAUUAUUUCUCUAUAAUGCACAGUAUAUUUGCACGGUAUAAUUAAUUGGCUAUAGUUCUUACAUGUUCUAUGCUUGAGCUGCUUUUGAAAGCAAAAGCGAAUUGAAAACAUUAUUGGUAUUGUUGCAUUAGAUUUUCAUAAAAGCAAGCUAGGACUCAAAUUUGGUUAGCAAAACUAGAAAGUCUGUUUGUUUGGUUACCAAGGCAACUACUGUCUCUAUCUAGUGAACUUGCUAGCUACUUCAGUUGAUGUUGAACACAUUUCUAACUGCAAAUGAAAAAAAUUCUAGCAGUAAAUAUUUUAGAUUAUAGCCAUGGUAUAAAAGGGAUAAUCAACUCGGGGCUCUAUUCGUUCUCUGCAAAAUAAUGCAACUCCGUGGAAGGUUAGUUCCACUCCGCUAGCGUGUCGUGGAACACAACUUCCAGGUCGUUCAUUAUUUUCCAGAGAACGCAUAACCCCUCGUUGAUUAUCCCUUACGUAUUGCAUGUCCCUAAUGGCUUAUCUUCAAGUCCAUGUAUCCCUCUGUGUGUUGGUGUUUAUCUGUGUAGGAUGACUAUUACCUAACACCAGACAAGCUGUGGAUUCCUCUGAGGUGGAUAGCCCCAGAGCUGCUGGAGGAGUACAGAGGAUCUCUGAUCUUCACUGACCAGACCAAGACCAGCAACCUGUGGUACGUACCAUAACACAACCUGGCUCUAAAACAGACAAAUAAACUGAAUAUUUCAAUAAGCUGUAUUCUGUAUUUCUUAUCUAAUUUGAUUAUUUCUCUAUCCUCCAACUCUCUCUCUCUACUCCUAUUUUCUAACUCUCUCCCCUCUCUCUCCCCUCUCUCUCCCACUUCUCUCCCCUCUCUCUCCCACUUAUCUCCCCUCCCCUCUCUCUCCUAUCUCUCUCCCCUCUCUCUCUUUCCCCUCUCUCACCCCUCUCUCUCCCCUCUCUCUCCUCUCUCUCCCCCCUCUCUCCCUUCUCUCCCAGGUCUCUGGGGGUGGUGAUCUGGGAGUUGUUUGAGUUUGGUUCUCAGCCUCACAGACACCUGAGUGAUGAGGAAGUGUUGACCUUCGUCAUCAGAGAGAGGCAGAUCACCCUGGCCCAGCCACGGCUCAAACUCUCCCAUGCUGACUACUGGUCAGUGGGCCGUUUCUUGACUUUUGGCGCUCUAAUGAUAUACAGUACCAGUCAAAAGUUUGGACACACCUACUCAUUCAAGGGUUUUUCUUUAUUUUUACUAUUUUCUACAUUGUAGAAUAAUAGUGAAGACAUCAAAACUAUGAAAUAACACAUAUGGAAUCAUGUAGUAACCAAAAAAGUGUUAAACAAAUUAUUCAAAGUAGUCACCCUUUGCCUUGAUGACAGCUCUGCACACUCUUGGCAUUCUCUCAACCAGCUUCAUGAGGAAUGCUUUGAAGGAGUUCCCACAUAUGCUGAAUACUUGCUGGCUGCUUUUCCUUCACUCUGCGGUCCAACUCAUCCCAAACCAUCUCAAUUGGGUUGAGGUCGGGUGAUUGUGGAGGCCAGGUCAUCUGAUGCAGCACUCCAUCACUCUCCUUCUUGGUCAUUACUACAUGAUUCCAUAUGUGUUAUUUAAUAGUUUGAUGUCUUCACUAUUAUUCUACAAUGUAGGAAAUAGUAAAAAUAAAGAAAAACCCUUGAAUGAGUAGGUGUGUCCAAACUUUUGACUGGUACUGUAUGUAUUUGAUGAAGAAAGUGGUCGAUCACUUGUCUAGAUGUGUUACUCUAAAGGCCUCGUUUGUCAAUAAAUCAUUAAGGUCAAAGCUAAUAUAUGCGAUCCCCACAAACCUUCUAUUUUUAUAUUUUUAUAUUUUGGGGUGGUAGAUCAGCUUUAAUAUUGCAGAGAGAUUGUAGCUUCCAUCAAUGUAAUUGUCUGCAUCAUUUCCAACCCCCUUCUCUUUGUGUUUGUCUUUCCUGUCUUUCCUCUUCCAGGUAUGAGAUCAUGCAGUCCUGCUGGCUCCCUCCUUCCCAACGCCCCUCCAUUGCUGAGGUAUUCCUCCUCCUCUCCUCCCUCUUGGCCGCUGAGCGAGGGAUGUCCCGAAGGAGUGUGGGAGAGGACGAGGAGGAUGAGGACGAGGAGUAUGAGGAAGGGAGAGGAAGAAGAGGAGAGAGCGAGGAGUCAUUUGAGAGACGGUGGGAUUCUCUCCGUCCUCCUGCCUUCCAAGCUGCAGCGAGUGAACGACAGAGAGUGAGGGAGUAUGGGAGGGAUGACAGGGGGAACUCCUACCCUCUAUUGGACCCCGUGGGGAACUGCAUCACCCCAUCCUCCACAGAACUCGACGACAUCCUGACAGUCACGGAGACCAGCAAAGGGUUAAAUUUCGAAUACUUCUGGGAGAAGGCCCAUGCGAGGCGGGGCUACCAACCCCUUCCUCCUCCCCAGCCCAUCCCGACGGUCAACCCCUCCCACAGACAAUCUCUGGACACACCCACUGUUGUCCCGGUGAUAAGUGCACGUAGCCCCUCACUCGCCAGCGAGUACUUCAUCCGAUUGGAGGAGCACACCCCUCAGGAUAAGUCCCCAUCUCUUAAAGGGAAAACGCACUCUUUCCGUUCUGACUCGUUGUGUCCUGGAGAUCUGGAGCUAGUGGAGAUACGCAGUGGAAUGCUGGGGAAAGAACGCGCACCGUACAGUUCUGAUGAGGAGUACACUGGGCGAGGUGGGAAAUCCAUCCAGACCGUCCGAUCCAGCGAGGUCCAGCUAAGGGUCCCCAACACUGGGGUGGCAGAGUUCAAAGACACCUCCAGUAGAGUGACUGACUUCUCUGUGGUGGAUUUAGGAGAUGAUGAUGAGGAGGAGGGGGGUGAAGGAGACAGAAGGUCAUCCACUGGUUCUCAGGCUCCUGUCCUCCCUCCCAAGCCCCGUUCUAUGUCAAUCUCCUCGGGCAACCAUCUCCACUCGCGUCCCCUCCCUGCGCCUCCGUUGGGCUACCACCGAGUAGGGCUUGGACUGGGUCACUAUUCCAUGAGUGGUAAGAUAGAAACGAUGGACCCUCUGAUGGGCAGCUGCCUGCCAUCAUCAUAUAAUCACUUAGGGUUCCACCGUCCUCGUCAGACCAUGCCCCCCUCCCCGUCACUCUCCCCCUCCCUACCCCAGUCCAGCCACCCCAUCUACCCCACUCCCCAAACAUAUCCUCCCCCUCUCCCACCCCACUACAAGCCCCAAAGGGGCCUGUAUCACAGCUAUGGUGUAGGUAGCUACUCCAGAUACAGUAAGCCCCAGAUGUACUCUCAAAGAGACCCACUAUCCUGUGACUACUCAGACCGACAAGGUGGUGUACGGCGCGCAGCAUCCUUGCACAACACAAAGGGAACAUCCAAUUUCCGCUCAAAAGACUAUGACUCUCCCGUACGACGCCAGAACGUAUUUCGCCCUGUUUACCGUAACAUAUCCCGCUCCGAGUCCGGGGUCCCCAGAAUUGAGAGGCACUCAUCCUCCAGUCCCACCUAUUCAGAUGAGGAUGACUCCCCCUUUAUGUCCCCUGAGAAACCAAGUGGGGGAGGGACGACCGUCCUGACCUCUAGCGUGUCAGAGGAUACGGACCCGGCCACAGCCGAGCUCUUCUCCAGGGGUAUGAAGAGGACCCAGUCGCGCCUAGCCACCAUCCUGCCUGCCAUCUGGAGGGAGGACGCGGAACUGCAGGCGGAUAGCGGAACCGACGCCAAGAAAUCCCCCAUGCACCUGUUUCUGACUGAGAUCUCUAGUGUGUCAGAGUCAAAUGAUGCCAAGUCCGAGGAGGGAAGGACCUCAUGGGAGGGAGAGACAGAGCGGGAGAAGAAAAGGGAUGGGGAGAGCUCAGGGAACUUCCUCCAGCCCUUGAGAGGGGGGAUGCGUCGGUCCCGGUCGUUGGUCACAGAGCUGGGCUCUGCAGAACAGACAUGGGGGCCAGACAGAAACACACAGAUGGGGACAGAGGUGGAGAGGGUGAGGAAAGGAUCCAUCCAGAGAGAUCUAUUCCUCACUGAGAUCACAGACAUAGGAAGGACAGAUGCAGACAUGGAGGGAGAUCCGGAGAGAGACCCGGUGAAGUUCCUCCACCCUCCUGGCUCCAGAUCGCGUCCCUACACCUACACCUAUACCAGCGCCCCCGGCCUCCCGUCCUACGCCGAGGCCGAGGAGGCAUACUCCAGGGGCAUGAGGAGAUCCCGAUCCCUCCUCUCCGAAAUCACUGUGGGGAGGCAGGAGUCAGAGUCACAGGAGAUGGAGAAGGAGACGCAGAAGGGAGAGAUGACCAGAGAGGAGUUCCUGAAGGAGAUCCAAUCAGCAGAGACCUUUUUGACGGAGAUCAUAUCGAGACAAAACGCAACCGCCUCCAACAAGCAUUGCGAGGACUUGUCUCAGUCACCCACUCCAAUGUCACCAGAAUAUGAGUCAAUAUGCAUCGAUCCUGACUCCUCUCAGACCAUCAGAUUCCAAUCAGAGAGUUCCAUACGUGCGUCAAACAGAGGCAAAGACGAUGUAGCACCGGAGGCCAUUUACGCCCAAGUGACCAAACGUGCAAAAAAGAGUGAGAUAAAGGUCACUAUACGGCCUGAGAUCCCAGUACUGCAAAUAGGAUCAAAUAAGCAGUCUGUCAAAAGGAAGAGGAAUCUCCCACAGACAUGACCUGCCUCAACGACUCACCCAGCUCACUCACAGAUCCCACCGCUGACACCAACUCUCACCCAGACUCUCAGCCCCAGCCUGGUGAUUUUGUGUUCUCAGAGAUAAAGCCCAAAAACGGCCUCCUCCUUGACCAAACGUCCCCCAGUACGAAAACAGAGGAGGACGUUUCAGUAGGUCCAGCCUUACCUGUAAGAGAAACACAGAGAGUUAGAGAUAGGGUAGAGCUCUCAAGACAAUCACAAGUUCAGUCUUCAUCUCAGGACAGCGUUACUGGAGAAGUGGAAGAAUCUGAAAAGAAACCCUGUGAUGAUGAGUCACCUAUUUCUGUAGAUGAGACAGAGAGCAGGGGUCAGAAUAAUGUUGGGAAAAGGAAUUGUGAGAGAAUGAAAGGUUAUGCUGAGGUCAGAGAUACAGGGCAAGGAUGUCAGAAGCAGGAAGUUGUUGAUGAAAAUUUACAUGACUUAAAAACAGAGACAUCAGAAACAGAUAGAGCAUGUCAAAUUGAAUCUAAAGAUCACAAGGAAGAAGGGUCAGAGAGUUCAAAAGGUUGUGACAGUCAAAUGAAGAGCGACACAUCACAUUGUUCUAAUGCUCAGUCACACAACCCAAAUGUUGAAAGCUAUUUAGAAAUCAACAGACAGAAUUCACAGAUCAACCAAGAAGGAAGGUCAGACCCAAGUCAAAAGAGCCCUGCAGCCGCUCCCACCACCCCAGACUGGGACUCAUCCUCUGACCUCUCUCUAUCCACCAUGACCCCCUCAGACUCAUUCCUCUCAUCUUUGACCCCCAGUUCAGCCGACUGUCUGACUCCAGGUGACCCGUGUGUUGGAGGGGAAAUACCAGGUGGUUGGAGGGUUCUGGGGACAGAAACCCCCCACAGAGACUCCGCCUACUUCUCUGACAGUGACUGGGAAGGGGAGGGGCUUAGCAGGAAGGGCAGUGAUGGACUGAGCGUGACCAGACCCAGCAGCGGACGAGGCGGAGAGAGGGGGACGCUGACAGGAAUAGAAGAGAAGACAGAAUUGGAGGAUGAGGGAGAAACCGGGGGAAAGAGUCCCUUGAAGAGGAUUUCAAAUAAGGGAAUUGAAAUUGAGAGGGAAAAGGAGACAGUUCUUGAACAGAAUGCUCAUGUGCAGGAUAUCUCUCAAAACAGUGAUGGUGGAUAUAAAGACAGGUCAAGUAUUCAAGAGAACGAUCUCAGUCUGAAUGAAGUAGAACAUAAAACAGGGCUAGAAUCAGAACAGAGAGAAGAUUCUGGAAUAUUCCACAAUGAGAGGGGAGAGUCAGAUGAAAAGAGGCUAGUCCAUUCGCGACUACUGUCUGAUAACUCACAGAGCAAGGAUAACAAUGAGUUUAUAGCUAAGCUGUUCUCUAAUUUAGAUGAUGAACCUCUCAAAGGGUUCCCUUACAAUGAUGGAACUCAAAUUGGUAAUCAUUACACAGAAGGUGUGAUUUCUCAUGUGGAGUCAAAUGAUUUUAGAUUCCAUGAUUCCACAGACAAAGACUUGACAUUGCCUUCUAAUAAUACCACUAAGACAGAUUGUUUGAAAUCAAUAUCUGGCAUUCAGACAAAGGAUAACAAACUUGAGAAUGAAGAACUUCCAGGUAUUGAAGAGAGAGACAAUGAUCAUUCCGUAAAUGACACUACGGAACCAGUGACAGCGUCACACGGUGACCAUGAUAACAGAGAGUCCAGGCUAUCUAGGUUCUAUGGUAUUCAAACCAGCGAGGUCAAACUCAGUGACAAUAUUCCGGUAGUACUGGAGCCCAAUGAUGGAGAGAGCACCAAUGACGAAGAGAGCAAACUGGCCUGUUCUUUCUGGGCCGAGGGGGACACUGAGGGGUCUGAAAGAGAAGAAGGGAAAGGUCUGGAGAUUCAACACACAGACGCCAAUGAGCUUGGCCUGAGAAACCUGUGUUACUCAGAGGAGAGCGAAGACGAGAGGGCCAAGGCCAAAUCAGAGACAGAGAAACAGCUUGCCGCUGGAGAGCUGUGUAACGCCAUGAAGGAGAAAUCUCCUCAGAGAGGACCAGUGACAGGGAGCCAGAGUGGGUCUUUGAGCAGGGAUGGGUCUGCUGAGACUGUGGACAGGGAGUCGUCAAAGGAUCUGGAGUUGAAGGCUAAAGAGCUGUGGAACACUUUGGAGGAGGACGAGGGGAGAGGGGGAGGAGCGGUGAGGGGGGAGUUCGACUGUCAUCGCUUCCAGCAGGGAGACCUGCACCUGUGGCCAUCGGAGAACGAUCAGUGGGCCUCGCCGGAGAACAGAAACCAGGAAGCUGAACUCGGGUUGGAAUUCUUCUCAGGGUUCGGAAAGGCCUGGGAGGAGAGGGAGCAGCUGGUGGUAGGCCGGGAAUUCUGGGAGGCUGAGGAGAACGAUGAACUGGCGGGGAGUGAGCCUCAUCCAGCCGUCCUCCAAGAUAGUGAAGAUACUUCUAAUGACGAGAGGCAGAGGCAGGGACGGGCAGCCUACCUGGAAAUGGAGGGAGAAUUGUCCCAGAAACAGGCUCUCUCCAUUAGCAUUGACAGCCAACUAUCCCAGGCACUAGAUGUACAGCAAGAGGAAAAUAUAGAAAAUCCAGAUAGGUUUGACGAUGAUGAGCAAAAUGUUGAAGGUAAUCAGCUGGCGGUUGAGGUCGAAAACCGAGAAAUCCCAGAGCAUGAGACCUUUGCAAGAGGGAGGGAGCAGUUCAGGUCACUCACGGAGACGGGUGGAGACAGUGAAAGUCAAACUGCAUCUCUUCUAAACGACUUGGAGGGAAACAUUCCUCUAGACGAGGGAAAUCAGAACUUCAACAGGUUGAAUCAUCUCAGUGAAGUCCAAAUGGAAGAAGGGGCAAUGGCCGAAAAUAACAUAGAAAAAGAACAGGACUUUGAAUUAGACAACCAUCUUGCUCCCACAGUAAAGAGUAUACAUUUGGGUGUAUCUAUCUGCCUCACUGGAGUACCACAGGUAGAUUUGUCAGGAUUAGAAGAUAUUGAGCCAAGGAUACGCAUUGAAGAAGCUGCCUCUACUCACCAGCUUGUGGGGGAGGACAGAGAAGGGGGAGUAGUCAUUGUAAACACAGGUGAGGAUUUGAGAGACAUAUCUCUUCCAUGUGACCCUGUGUCUUAUCCCAAUGAUAAUGGCUUGGAGGAUAUAGUCUCUUGUACAGAUCUGUCUGGUUCACAAGGAGACAACUUUCAGUUCAGUUCUGUAGACUUUCCCAGCCCUCCUCCUAGCAUAGACCUUGAUAUGCAAGAAGACAGGUUGCAGAGUUUGGAUGAUUCUUUUCCUAGUCCCCCACCUUCUGUUGUAGAAAUAGAGGACGAUAGCGGUCUUAUAAACCUUGAUGAUUUAGGGUCAGAUUUCAUUACCAGUGCUGAGACAGACCCACCAAUGCCCCCCACUCCUCACACUGAUAUCCCCUUACCACCCACCACAACCCACAGCAGAGGGAUCUCUGCAAACCUCGACCUUUCACCUGUGCGUCCAAAACUUCCAUUAUUCUCAGACGAAAGCCAGAACCAGAGCCGCCUCACAUCCAACAUGUCCGAGGAUGACAGAAAUAACCUGUCCCAGAAAAGCACAACCACCGCCACCACCACCACCACCCUCCCGUCAUUCCCCCAGAGUCCCCUCAACACCAUCCCGGAGAUGUUGAUCUCUGAGUGGAAGGAUUUGGACGAGGAGCCUUUGGAGGAUUUUGAGAAACUGGAGCAGCUGUGCUGCAUAUCCGGGGAUGAAGAGGACACCCUGGGUGACCUCUUCCUGGGGAAUCUGGAGCUGUUGGAUUCUAUGAAGAAGGCGCCUAAACAGAAAGCUAAGAGCGCUGGGGAGAGUGUUAAAGGUGAAGAGACCUUUGGGACCUUCAUGCCUGAAGGGAAGAGGAGAGUGGAACUGAAAGAGGAAGUUGACGGAAUCUCUGAGAGCGCUGACUGGCUGGCCAGGUUGGCUCCAUCGGCGGUCCAGGAUAUCCCAACUGGGGCCAAACUUUCACCUCAGGAGGAGAAGCGUGAACUACAGUUCCCAUCAGCCCUUUCACCAUGUCAUUCUCCUGACUCCAAGGACCAGAGGUCACUUUCCAAGAUGCCCACUAAAAAUGGCCUAAUGAUGCAGGUGAGCAUUAGCCUUGCGUUUUAACCCCAAGUUGCACAACUUUGUACAUGUAUGAAAGUAUAAGCCUACACAAUUUACAAUAUACAUUUUCCUGAAUAUGUUUUAACGUUCAUACCACUAUUAUCUGUUUCCCUUUCUUCAGGUGUGUGAGGAGAGACUGCAGUUCUCUCUCUGUGAGAAUGUUAAAACGAACAUCCUUCGGGGGGCGACAGUGAGCGACAGCGUCAUUCUCCGCCCAUGGGGGGACGAGCCCUUAAAUGGGAGCGGAGACACAGUCAGUGUGAAGGAUGUAGGAAGGUAUGCGCUCUCUAUCACAGGAGGUUGGUGGCACCUUAAUCGUUGAGGAGGGGCUCGUGGUAAUGGCUGGAGCGGAAUAGGUGAAUGUCAUCAAAUACAUCAAACACAUGGUUUGAUGCCAUUCCAUUGGCUCCGUUCCAUCCAUUAUUAUGAGCCGUUCUCCCCUCAGCAGCCUCCACUGCUCUCUAUGUAUUUUGAGAUUUAUCAAACUAUUGUGGUGAAUGAUGACAGACAGACAGAUAAUAAAAUAAGAGGUCUUUUUUUCUGUUCUUAGCGAAGAGGAGCCGGACCCCGAACCCAGUUCUGAACCCCAGAGUGAGUCUGAUUCGACUGACAGUGAACCACUGACUGUGAUCGAGCAGCCAGAAGUUACACCCCUUCAGCCUGUGGCAAACCAAGCAAUGAAAGGUACCUCCAGACUUUUUUUGUGUGUGAAGAUUUUUAUGAAAUAGGAUGUAGCAUUGUUCACAUUCACCCGCUCUGCAGGUGUGUAAAUUGUGUGUGUAAAUGACAUGUUCUAAUGGAUAGAUUGCUUUUUGACACAAUCUUUCAUGUCUCAGUUUUUUAUCUAUUCCUCUCUUUUCUUUUACAGCCAAACUGGCUCGCCUGUCCCUCUCCCUCUCCCUCCCUCCUCUCCCUCUUGCUCUCCCUCUCUCCUCCAGUCCCAAGGGAGGGUUCAGGGAGGGGGGGCUACACAGAGACAGGAGUGGGAGACGGAGGGGUGUGUCCACAGGAAGUGACCCCGAUGAGGAUGAGGAAGAAGAGCCGGAAGACGAAGGCUCCAGGAGGGUGAUUGUUGUCACGGAAACAGACGUUGGCAAAAGGGUGGGGCUUAGGAGUCUGCUGAAGUCACCAAGGGAACCGAUAGACAAAGAGAAAGACAGAGGGAGAAACGUCUCCUUUUUUGAUGAUGUCACUGUCUAUCUCUUUGAUCAGGUGUUUGUUUAGUUUUUUCCCCCCUCAUAUAUUGAGUCAAGUUACUCACUUUCACUAUAUUGGAUGUACAUGUACUGUCUCAGCUCUGUUUCAGUCCCUGACUCUUCAUCUCUGUUUCUGAAACAGGAAAUUCCAACCAGUGAGCUGAGUAGUUCCACCCCCACUAAUCCAGCUCCAGCUCCAGCUCCUGGCAAAAGCACUAAAUUAGAUUUACAUGGUACGUACUACGUAUGCAUGCAUGUUGCUAUUAGAAACCAUAUAACGGUCCUGUACAUCAUUCACUUCUGAGAGCGAAUAGAAAACGUUUGAUGAAAUCACUACAAUAGCGAGCACCUAUUGGAAAGCUCCCAUCUGAUCCCCACCCACUGAAAUUGAGAACACCUCACACCAACCCUUUUUCUAAAUAUUCACCCCCAAAAUGUAUCUCUUGUAAUUAUCCCCUGUAUAGACCCCCUGGUUCGAUUCCAGGCUGUAUCACAACCGGCCGUGAUUAAGAGUCCCAUAGUGCGGCGCACAAUUGGCCCAGCGUCGUCCGGGUUUGGCCGGUGUAGGCCAUCAUUGUAAAUAAGAAUUUGUUCUUAACUGACUUGCCUAGUUAAAUAAAGGUAAAAUACAAAAAUAAAAAUCCCCCACACACUGUGACAUGGGAAAUUGAGUGGGGACAUAAAUCUGGUGCUCAACAAUACACGUCUAAAUGUGUUUUCCACCCUAUCUCCAGAAGCCGUCCGCUCUCAGUCUCUCCCACUGAUCGCUUCAUUUCACAGAAUAAUGAGAGUUUUGGCUGAUCCCCUCUGGGUGUUUUGAAUAGACUGUAUAUAGAAAAGCAUCAACACCAAAAUAAUAUACUUUCAUGAUCUUUGUCAGCAUGCAGAGUUGAACAGUUCAAAGCUUUGCAAGGAGAGAAAGUUUAUUUUUAACUUGGGAGUGUGGGCCUUUUUGUGCUUCGGUUCUGCAAGAGGAUGUUUGUACACACAUAUACAGUAUAUUAACUAAUGAUAUACCAUUUAUGUCAAAAAAAAUCUUACAUAUAUUUUUUAAAUAACAUUUACUGUUUUAUGCUUUUGUUUAUGUUUUAUGUUGCAGGGGUCAAUUCGAUUUUAUGAAAUGUGUUAUAAUGUAUCCCCUGAAUUCAAAUGGAAUUUUCUCCAACCCUAGUACAGUAUGAUUUUGUAUGUCAUAGUUGUAGUACAGUAAUUCCGUAAUUCCCUUACUUACACCAUGCUCCUGUCUUUCUACCAGGAGCAAACAGCAAAGGCAAAGACUCCAAAAGAAAAGGGGACUUGUCAGUCAAACCGAGGUCGCCCGUGGGGGCCAACCCUGUGACAUCCUCGCGUUUUACCGUCAGCCCAGCCGAUGAUCCCCCACUUGGUGUGAGGCAGGGUUCCAGAAUCCUCCGAGUUGUUCUGUAACCCUCAGAACAGGAACCUUCUGAGAGUGGCCAGUGGAUUCCCACCCCAACCAUAACCAUUCUCAGAGGCUAUUUUUUUAUCGAUCAGGCAACGGAAAGAAAAGACUCCCGUUCUAGAAGCUGGACACAUUCCAGGUUUUACCAGCUACCGGUCCUUGUACGAGAAAGGUUGUUGAUACAAUAACUCCUUCCCUUUGCCACUGUCUCCAAGGGUCGAUUUAUAGACACUGGCUGGAAGGGGUUGAUGGCAAAGGCAGUUUGUCCUAGACAAAGAAGAGUCUGGAGCUUUGUAAAAUCUGAAACGCAUUUGACGGCUAUGCAAUGGGAGUCAUUGUGUACCAGCUUACCUUCUCUUUACCUGCUUCUUUCGGUUGUCUUUACCCAGUAUGUACUGGGGGAUGCACUUUCUUUUAGUCAUGUAUCUGUCUAUGUGUAAGCUUGGAUUUAAAUCUUAAGUUUGUAAAAAACGAUUUUCAUUGCAGUCAGUCAUAUUUUUAGGCAGCAGUUGGGGCCAGAAAACAUCCUAACUCCUGUAUUUGAGCAUACUCAUUCAACAUUUGUACAAAGAUAGUGAUACAAGUGUAUACAAUAUCAUUUUAGAGCUGUUUAAUUUAGAUGUAUUCUUAGACUGCACGAAAAGAUGAAAACAAGCUGUUUCUAUAUACUUUUAUUCUAAAAGACUAUGUCUAGCUAUUAUUUAUUUAAUUGAUUAUUUAUUUAUUUAAAAAUCAUUUCCAUGCUAUGUAAAUAUUGUUUGGGAAACCCUGCUCUAAUGUAUCUAUAACAUGUUUCAUUAUUUUCUAAUAUGAUUCAAUGUAUAGUUGUCUUGUCAUAAUUUUACUUUGUUUGAGGACAAUUGAUGUAGCUUAGCAUGAUAAAAUGGAAGCUUCUCAUCGGUAAAUAUCUCCAAAAGUUAAUGUAUUUGUUGAUUUACAUUCAUUUUCUACUAAUAACAACCCAUCAUGCAGUCAAGCUCCAACUAGUCCCUUUGUUUAGUCUGUUUCAACAUCCGUUUAAAACCUGUAUUGUUUAAAGAAUGGGUUUCAUGGGAUACUGUAUAAAACCAGGGGAAAUAAAAACAACAUAAAAACUGUGAAACAUUUAUUGAACUGUUUUAUGAAAAUAAAUUGUACUGUC
Molecule: messenger RNA, 20523 nt
Organism: Coregonus sp. 'balchen'
Lineage: Eukaryota; Metazoa; Chordata; Actinopteri; Salmoniformes; Salmonidae
Source: the annotation of a GenBank genome assembly